This is a messenger RNA of Magnolia sinica, 396 nucleotides long. RefSeq names its product protein 108-like. The record is from RefSeq and is a predicted model, not a curated record. Bases 1 to 318 code for a protein of 105 amino acids. Lineage: Eukaryota; Viridiplantae; Streptophyta; Magnoliopsida; Magnoliales; Magnoliaceae. The transcript has 2 exons.
AUGUGGUUGGGAGUAAUGGCAGCUGCAAAAUCAAUCCUCUCUCAUUGCUCAAUGUCUCAGGCUGUGGUUGUGCUUUUCCUGCUGGCUUUAAUGGCCCACACCCAAGUGGUCCAGUCCCAGAACUGCACGGCCGAGCUCAUCGACCUCAACUCGUGCGCGCCAUAUGUGGUGCCUGGUGCAACUGCGUCCCCCAACAGUCAGUGCUGCUCUGCUGUCCGAGAAGUCAAUCAUGAUUGCCUCUGCAACACCAUGAGGAUCGUCUCCCAAAUCCCUACCCAGUGCAAUCUUCCACCUAUCACCUGCGUGCCAGGACCAUGAGCGGGCUGUGGGCGGAAGACCGAAUAAAAUUCCCACAUUUCCUCUGUUUUUUUUUCGUGUUCCCAUCUGAUUUGUAAA